UCCUGCUUGGCCGCCUGGGUUUUCUGGAGAGAAGAAGUUGGCGAAGGGAUGUGACUGCGAUGAUGCAGCUGAAGAACGGGGAUGCCGCGUACUACCACAGUGCAGAAUACUGCAGAAAUUACACCUCGCCGCCUGUCAGCUACGGGGACAGCAGCCAUUAUCUUGCCCGGUUGCCAGGUCCAGAGAACAUGCUGAAGCCUCCUCUGAGUCUCUUCAGCCAUCCCCAGCAGCCUUUCCAACACAUGGACUCUCUGCACCAGCUGGGACCCCCGCCAAUGGCGCCUACACAGCCUCUUGGCCCUCCACCCAUCGCCCCUGCUCAGGCAAUUGGACCCCCAACUAUGUCUCCCACGCAGACUCUAGGGCCCCCUCCCAUAACUGCUACUCACACGUUAAGACCUCCCCACAUUACCCCACCACACAGCUUAGGCCCCCCUCCAAUGGCCCCAGCUCAGCCCCUGGGGCCUCCACCAAUGCCACACACCUUGGGGCCCCCACCUGUAGAUCACACACAAGCAAUAGUGCCUCCAAACAUGGACCUCACACAACCACUGGGGCCUCCACCUCUUAACCCUGCACAAGCACUGGUGCCCCCACCUGUAGUGGCGCCCGGAGCCGGCCGAUUCCCCCUCCCUCCCAGCCCCCUGUCAUCCCCUCCCGCUCCUGGCCCAGACCAUUCACAGCUUCCCCCACGGCCCCCAGGACCUGCCCUCAUCCCAGCCCCCGUGUCAGGCCUCAUCCCUGGUCAUCUUCCGGGCCAGGCAGCCCCGGCCAGUGAGCAGCCCCAGGAUGAGGGCUCUCCGCUGGGGACGGAGGAGCAGGAGGACUCUCUGGGGCUGGAGGAACUGUGUAAACCGCUGUACUGUAAACUCUGCAACGUUACCCUCAACUCCGCCCAGCAGGCACAGGCUCACUACCAGGGGAAGAACCACAGUAAAAAAUUGAGAAAUUUCUACGCUGGCAGUCAACAGCCACCAGCCAUUAGGAUCCCAGAAGUCCUGGAUGUGGCUGGCCAGACAGCCCUCAGCUCAGGAUCCAACGACAGUGACGCCGGCAGGCAGGCGCUGUAUAAGGGGGCGACCCGGGUCAUCUUGGCCACAGAGAACGACUAUUGUAAGCUGUGUGACGCCUCCUUCAGUUCACCGGCAGUCGCACAGGCCCACUACCAGGGCAAGAACCACGCCAAGAAACUACGGCUCGCUGAGGCCCAACAGAACUCCAAUAACAUGGAAGGCAGCAAUGACGCAGCCCCAAGAAGAAACAGGAAAGACGGCAGUGAGUACAGACUGGUGAAAAACCGGCGCAGCCCGCAGCUACCUGCCUCCAUGCCAGGGCCAUACUACAACCCCAGACCGAGGCAGCGCAUCCCCAGGGAUUUGGCCAUGUGCGUGACUCCCAGCGGACAGUUCUACUGCUCCAUGUGCAACUGUGGAGCCGAGCAGGAGACGGACUUCAGGCAGCAUCUGGAGAGCAAGCAGCACAAAGCUAAAGUGUCGGAGUUAAGAUACCGCCACGAGAUGGAGAACCUCGGCUACAGCUAAGGGACACAUGAUGAGAGGGGGGGUAAGAGAAUAGAGUGGGACAGAAUAGUUGGUGAGCCAAUAUAAGACCAAAGUGCAGGAGGAAAUACUGCCCUGUGUUUGAAGGGCAUAUUUAGUGAAGGGAUUAGCCCAAAUGGCCUCAAGAUAUUGUUGCAAUUCAUUUGAUAUACGGAUCAAACACUUGACCUAAUCCUCAACCAUAUGAAGCUAUAACCGGAUUUGAAUCUAUUUGAUGUUGGUAUUACUCUUAUUUUGAAAAUCUGUCUUUAGAAACAAACUAGGUUGCAACAUGUGCACAGGAAACAAGGAACCGUGCAUUUGAGAAAACGGUGGAUUUUUGACGUAAAACUUUCAAGAUGUUUUUUUAGGCACUGAAAAGAAAUCACAUCUUUGACCCCCAACCUUUUCUUAGACUGCUCCUCCAGGGCUUUGAGUGGGUUGCAUUCUGACAUGAUACAGGUAAAUACAAAUGAAUUGCAAGUAAACCUUGAGAUUGUUCAGGCUACAGGGAGAGGACUAAUGGUGCGCAGGGAUCCAACGGGACAGGAGACAAGGCACAAGAGAAGAUAAGGUGAUGCAGAGAGAGGCCGCAAAAUGUGGAAAAUAGAGAGACAAACAUAGAGGCAAACACUUAAGGUCAGACCAAGUCUCAUCCUCAAGAAAACAACCAUCAAUGAGGACUUUUAGUAUGAGACUUGUUUUUCAAUUCUUGUGUGUGAAUCAGCCCGACAGGUUUUUUUUUUUUACAGGCCCUGCAGCAGGGACCACUUGGUGACCACAGGGCACAAAAGAGCAAAUUCAACAUCUUUAUAACCACAUACAGGUAAUAAAAUCCAAAGUACUAUUUGCUAAUUGAAAAAAACAAAAAAAACAAACAAACAAAGCACAACAAACAUCAUCUGGCAGAAACAGUGUUACACGAAUCUGUUAGCCUUAGCCAAUCUCUUACCGGUCCUUUUGGUGUGUAUCAGGCUAAAGGCUAAGCCCCGGCUAGCCUUGUUCGUGCCUUUAGUGGGAAUAAGGCUAAAGAGUAAGCUUUGGCUAGCCAUUUGGCAAUAUAGUAGAAACCAAUCUACAGUACUGAUUGGGUUUUUUCUAUAUCCUGUGUCAUCUUUCCUCUUGUAAUAAAUCCACACAAAUCUUAUGUAAAUAUCUUCAAAUUAUUAUACAUUAUAGAUGUAAAUAAGGUAUAAUACACAUGAAUACUGUUGAUUCUUUGGUUAAUGUUAGCCUAGCGUAUAUUGUAAAUACUCAUAAUCUAUUUAAUGAUUAUCAGGAAUCUUGUACAAAGUGUGCACUGACUGAAUGUCGACCUAUCAGCCCUGUAUGUCUCUGUGUGGAUUUAACCGUAGGCCCCUCCAUACCACUCUGGGUGGUGCCUUUGUUCAUCGGUAAAGUAACUCCGGUACCAUCCAUCUGUAUUUAAAAGCUGCUAGUCUCAUCAUUUUCUGACUGUGCAGGAGGAGCCAUGCCAGGGGAGGCUGCUUCUGUAGCUGAACCCUCUUCACGAAGCUGAAUCUAUGUCUUGACAAACAGCCAAACUGGCACAUCGAGGAAGAAAUGCUCAAACAUGUUGGAAACUCACAGUGAUGCGUGCAGCCGAAAGCAUUUAACUCCAAACUCCUAAUUAGUUUGCAAAUUGCAAAUGAAAGUGCGCAGAGCUUAUGGAUGUUUCUGGUUGUAAGACAUAUCAUUUAAUUGUCCCGAUCGAGCUCGAUCCUCAGAGGGGCCGUAACCAGGUUUUACUGCAGUGUGAAACGGCCGCAAAGGAGUGACAUGGAUUUUGUCUGGCUUUGCAGACAGAUCUGUUUUUCUUGUCUUUUUUUUUUUUUUUUUUUUUUUUUUACCCUGGAUGACCCAAGUCCAGCUGUUUUUCAGUGUUUAGCCCGUCCUGAAAAGAUCAGUUAUGUAAUAAUUUGAAUCAAAUUUGAUUUUCUGUCUCUGUUUAUUUGAGUUUCUGUUCCAGGUCAGUGGUGCUGAGCUGAACACAGUGCAGUCACGAGGCAUCUGCAGUUACACAGUACAAACUUUCAAUGAGAAAAAGUGUGUGCUGUGCCUUUAACUCAAUUGCAUUCGAAGAUUAACAAUGAUAGGGUCGGAAAACCAACAUAUUUAUCUUUGUCUUUUCAAUAGUUAUUUAUAGAUUGAAGAUUCUUUAAUGUUUUAAAUAUACAGAAAAAUUAUUUAUGCCUCAAAAAAAAUCAUCUUAUGUAGCGGUUAAAAGUAUUUUACAUCUCAAUUUUCAGAUGCCAACAUGGUUCACCUAUAUAUCUGCAAGAAUAGAGUAGAUCUGUCAGUCCUGUUUCACUUUAAAUUUGCAGAGCAGCAGUGCACCCACACAUGCACGCACUCACACACACACGCACACACACACACACACACACACACACACACACACACACACUCCCACACGAUUCAAUCAGUCAAAGGUCUGAUCAGGUCACAUAAUUAGAUGCGCUAUAAAGUGAAAGGAAAGCAGCGUCCAGGCUUUCUCUGUGGUCGGUUUGUUUAGCUUUGGGGAGAGGCAGCUGUUUACAUCGUACAUUUGUCUCUAAGCACAAACACACACCUGAUCACAUACACGCGGACACUCAGGAGAAUAGCACUGUGAGGACAAAGUACUGUGGUGUUCAGGGAUUUAAAUACGAGGGAGAGGGGCAAAGAGGAGCAUAGAUAAAAUAAAACACAGAAAAUAAAAUGCUUGGCUGUUUUAUUAGCCCACUGUGCUGUAUGGUUUACUCAAAACAGAACAAAGAGGAGCUGAUGAAAGCAGAGCUGUAACUGAAGUUGUGGGUGAGACGCAGCUAGUCGAGCAGAUCUCCCCGUUAAGACUGAGCUGCAGUUUGUUAAAAACACUCCUCCACCUCCUAGAAAUAACAGGCUUUGUCUUACAUGAAAGCGCUGGUAGCAUAACCUUUUAUUAUGUUGACAGGCUCCUGGAUUUAUAACAAGAGUCACACUCCAGUGCUGCUACUGAACACCUUCAGCAAGUGCAUGAAAUAAUAAACUGCAAAGGAAAUGGAGGAAAUGAGGAGAUUGAAGGAAAUGAAUUGGCUCCCACUGACUUGGCCUGAAGAGCAUUUCAGAUACUGUAGACAUCAGUCAGGAAACAGACAGCAGUCAGGUGUUUGGGCCGCGGUGGUUCCUUAAGCGUUUUUGGCUUAUGACCCCUUAAAAUGCAACAAUAUUAACCCCUCAUCACAGGUUAAGGCCUUAGUGUGGACAUGAGUUAUGAGCAGUUGAACCAAAGAGUGAUAUUUUUUGUCAGGUUCAUUUGAAAAAAGCUAGAUUACCAUCUGGGAAAGCUGUGAAACUGCUACUGGGCCCCAGACACUAAAUACCUACAUAAGACAUUUAUGUUUUAGUUGAUGUUGUGUUCACAAGGUGCACGCGAAAAAGUGCAGUGCUGGUUGGUUUGUGGGUCUCUGGACAAAUAAUAAGGCUGACACAUCUGCUGAUUGGACUGUGCCUAAUGGGCACUUGGAGGUGACAGGCUACAUACACAAUUUACAAAGAAAGGGAGAUGGGGGAUCAAUAGGGACCCAACAGAACAUUUUUGCCCUGGGGCCCUCUGACAGGUUAAUUUGGUCCUGUAUUUGAAGAUUGCAGAGGCCCCGAAUCCCAUACACAAAUGUAAUAUAAUGUAUAUGCUACAUAUAAAAUACAAUAAAGAUAUGUAAAAAAUUAUAUAUAAAACGUAUAAAUUCGAAUAAUUUCAUAUAUAUUGACAUAUAUGUCUAGCUAAUAUAAUAUAAUGUAUGCUUAUAUUGUAAACAUAUGUUGAUAUCAUAUAGAGUGGGUUACAAAAGUCUGAGAUAACUUUCCCAGAAUUGGAGGAUAGACAUUGAAAUGAAUAAGAAAAACAUAUAUAAGCAUAUAGAAUUUUUAUAUGUAUGUUUUUUUUAGAUAAACCUGCAUAUGUAAAUUAAAUAUAUAUUGUUAACAUAUAUACUCGCAACAUGUUAUCUAUAUGUACAUAUAGAUAUUUUACUAUGGGUAUUUCAUAUAUGAAAUAAACUUAUAUCCUCAUAUAUCCAGAGGAUGUAUGUAUGUGAUAAUAAUAUAUCCUCUUAUAGGUAACAUAUAUGGCAACAUCACUCUUGAUAUAGAUAUUACAUAUUACAUUUCUGUAUGGGAAGAUUUGAAAUUAUCCAGUAAUUAAAAGGGGAAGAGGGAAGUGUCAAUCUGAUGGUAUUUAAAACAAGAUUAUUGCACUUGAUUAAAGAAAAUCUCAAACCCAGCAGGCUUUAAUUGAAAAGAAAUGAAAAAGCCUGACAUAACAUAGUAAACGCAAUUUGUAAUUAAUGGAGUGAAACAUGUCGAACCACUGCUCCUUUUACACGAGACUAUUUUUGGAUGGAUGUUGUUGCAGUGAAACACCAUUCCUACAUGUGAGGAUCUUCACUGGUUGCACAGAUGUUUAAAACCAGUUGAUCAAGAAUCAAGAAUCAAGAAACCACUGUGGUAAAUAAAGGCAUCUACAUGAACAUAUGGCCAGUAACUGUUAACAGGUUUAAUAUUUUGGCAAUCAGCACUUUUAUUUGCUCUCAAAUUGAAAACUGUGGACUGCAUUAAUCCUCACAAAAGAACUGUUUAGUUAUUGUUUGGUAAUAUGUUGAAGUAGACCCGGGGUACUGCUUCUGUUUGUUUUGUUCUAACUGUGUUUACUUGUAAUGGUUGGUAACUAUAAUAUAAUAAUUAUUGGUUUCACUGUCGUUAACCAAUGCUGGUAUCUGAACGCUGACGUGUUCUGGCACCAUGAGUUAUAAGUUGAACUUCAGUGCUUCGUUGUACGUGACAAACAAGUGUUACAUAUUGCAGCGUAUAAAUUGUAUCUGGUUCAUUUUGUGCAUGUGCUGCUUAAUAACUGCUGAGAUGUUUCUACUAUUGAGAGAAAAUAUAACAGUGAGGAUUCUGCUCAAGACUGUUUUUAUGAGGUUGGAAUGACUGGUUGGUCGGAAUCGUCCGUACGCUCUGCUGAGUCUCCAAAAAGGAUAUUGGGAAGAAUCGCUGAUUUUGCACUGAACAUAAAAAGAAAGAAACUGGUGUUUAUAGAAAAAAUGAUGCUACCAUAUGUCGUGUAGUUCAAGUGAACACUUUGUUACCGUUGUCAUUACUUGCCAUGUUUACAGGGUGAGACGUUGAAGCUGUUCUGUGUGGUUUUAUCCAUGUGUUGCAUUGUUGGACUAAUCAGACCAGGGUAGAUGGGCGACACUGUGAAGUCAAGCAGAAAUAAAAUUGACACUGCAAUGAAAUUAGACACCACGGAUCUGGUUUUGACAAAACAAAGAGAUGAUGGAGGGUGUAAAAUCAUUGCAGUGGGCCUGUAAAGUUAUAAAUGGGCAGAAUUUCAAUGUCGACAUAUGGCUCUAGCUUCAUACUUAGCGCACCGGUAUGAGAGUUAUAUCAACGGCAGCCACAUUGGUUUCUAAUGUCACUCGUUCAUACAACAUAAAGGAUGGGUUAUGCUUGCCUUACAUGAAGGCCCGUGUAUCCUGGUCUGCAGACUGAGUCAGUCUUGUACACUGACAGAAUUCAGGACCCCUAACCCCCCCAACCCCAACCGCCACCACCACCUCCACCUCCACCUCCACCGCCAUCUACUGUCAGGGGCUCCAAACCUCCUAGCAGGGCCCCUGCAGGACAGUAUAUAUACUCCUUUACUCUCUGUGAAAACCUCAGCACACUUUCAGUGCCUCUGAACAACGUUGCCAAUAUACCACUGACUGACUGAAUGGAUGACUGAUAUAUACUGAUUUCUGAGGCUGUGUGAGUGUGUGUGUAUGUGUGUGUGUGUGUGUGUGUGUUUUCUGACAGAUGAAUAAACAUGCAGAUGAUAUAAAUAACCGACGUGAGCCCAUGAUUAUUACAGUAAAUGUGUGUCUCGUGUGUGCUCUCCUCCGCGGCUCAGCUCGUACCGCUCCGGGGGAUAUAACCAUUCUGUUAGCUGAUGCUGUUAUUGGCUCACAGGGAGAAGGCGCUCUCCGUAGCCUAGUUUCCUCUGCACUGAUAACCAGGAUUUACUCAUUAGUCCUGUUAUUACUUCUGCCAAGAAAGCUGUUCUUGUUCCCCUGGUUCCUUUCUUUGUCUGUCAGCAGGAUAUCUCACAAAUCUUCUGAACAGAUUGCCUGAAAUGUGGUGCCCUGGCCUCAGGUUUAAGUUAGUAUUAGUUUUCAGUAAUGGCCCACAAACUUGGAUUUCUGCCACUGGAUUUAAAAAAAUAAAUAAAUAAAUAAUUUGUAUCUGUGGAAUCAGUGCUUGAAUUGAGCCGAUACGCUGCGAUAUGGAGUAGUGGCAUAUUAGAUGUCUGUUAUUACUCAGUGUUUUUAAUGAAUGCGUGCGGCUAUUAUGGGUAUAUAUUGUAUUUAUU
This is a messenger RNA of Seriola aureovittata, 7911 nucleotides long. RefSeq names its product zinc finger matrin-type protein 3-like. Gene Ontology annotation, molecular function: nucleic acid binding; zinc ion binding. Lineage: Eukaryota; Metazoa; Chordata; Actinopteri; Carangiformes; Carangidae. The record is from RefSeq and is a predicted model, not a curated record. The transcript has 6 exons. Bases 60 to 1541 code for a protein of 493 amino acids.